This is a messenger RNA of Arabis nemorensis, 1209 nucleotides long. The record is from the annotation of a GenBank genome assembly. Lineage: Eukaryota; Viridiplantae; Streptophyta; Magnoliopsida; Brassicales; Brassicaceae.
AUGGCUUUGCUUUUGACCUCGCCGGCGAUGAGGCAGAAGCCGGCGGCCACAGCUUGUCGUCCUCGCCGUGGAUUGGGAUCUUCUUCUUCUCGUCGUCUUCGAGUUUCUUGUGUUACCACGAACCAUGCUAGGGAAAAAAACGAAACAUGCAAUCAGUUGCGACCCAUCAAAGAAGUAAAUAACCAAAUAACACACACAAUACCACAAGAAAAGCUUGAGAUCUUCAAAUCAUUGGAGAAUUGGGCAGAACUAAAACUCUUACCUUAUCUCAAACCGGUCGAAGAUUCUUGGCAACCACAAGACUUUUUACCGGCGCCGGAGACCGACGACGGAUUCUACGACCAAGUCAAAGAGAUUAGAGAUCGAACAAAAGAGAUUCCCGACGAUUACUUUGUGGUUCUUGUGGGAGACAUGAUCACAGAAGAAGCACUUCCAACGUAUCAAACGACGUUAAACACACUUGACGGUGUUAAAGAUGAAACCGGUGGGAGUUUAUCGCCGUGGGCGGUGUGGAUUAGGGCGUGGACGGCGGAGGAAAACCGUCACGGUGAUUUGUUGAACAAGUAUCUUUAUCUAACUGGUCGUGUUGAUAUGCGACAUGUUGAGAAAACUAUACAAUAUCUAAUUGGUUCUGGUAUGGAUUCGAAAUUUGAGAACAAUCCUUAUAAUGGAUUCAUCUACACAUCAUUCCAAGAGCGAGCUACUUUCAUCUCUCACGGCAACACGGCGAGGCUAGCCACAACUUACGGCGAUAAAACCCUCGCCAAAAUCUGCGGCACAAUCGCCGCCGACGAGAAGCGACACGAGACGGCUUACACGAAGAUCGUGGAGAAGCUAUUCGAGAUCGACCCAGACGGAUCUGUUCAGUCAUUUGCAAGCAUGAUGAAGAAACGGAUCACGAUGCCGGCUCAUCUUAUGCACGACGGAAGAGAUAACGAUCUGUUCGAUCACUACGCCGCCGUCGCACAACGAAUCGGAGUUUACACGGCGGCGGAUUACGCCGGGAUACUCGAGUUUCUGUUGCGGCGGUGGAAGGUGGAGAGUUUGGGAUUAGGGUUAUCAGGGGAAGGGAGAAGAGCACAGGAGUAUCUGUGCACCUUGCCGCAGAGGAUCAAGAGGUUAGAGGAAAGAGCUAACGAUAGGGUCAAACUUGGGUCAAAACCCUCUGUUUCAUUUAGCUGGGUUUUUGGUAGAGAUGUGGAGCUAUAG